CGAGAAAUCAGUCUAAUCACCUCCGAGAACUGUUUUUCGCUUCUGAGAUUCUAUGACUAAGAUGUUUGCAUUUCUGACCGUCACUAAAUCAUUCGGACACCUCUCAAACAAAUCGAAGCCCUACUUGUCUCAACUACUCUUUCACCUGAAUUCGAUUCCUGAGAAUUCCAAUUCCCGUCAAUGGCAAUUCCAAAGCAUUAGAACUCUCCUGUUACAGUCCACGUCUGAAUCUGUGAAGUUGCAGAGACUGUCCGACUCCGAUUCCGGAAUUAUUGAGGUUAGUUUGGACAGGCCCAAUGCAAAAAAUUCCAUUGGCAAGGAUAUGCUGAGGGGACUACAGCAUAGCUUUGAAGCUGUAAAGAGAGAUUCUUCUGCAAAUAUUUUGAUGAUCUGCAGUUCAGUCCCCAGGGUGUUCUGUGCAGGUGCUGAUUUGAAGGAACGGAAGACAAUGAGUCCAUCUGAGGUUCAGGCUUUCGUUAACACUCUACGCUCGACAUUCUCUUUCUUGGAGGCACUUCAUAUUCCUACUAUAGCUGUCAUCGAAGGCGCAGCAUUGGGUGGUGGACUGGAAAUGGCUUUAUCCUGUGAUAUUCGGAUAUGUGGAGAAGAUGCAGUGUUGGGCUUGCCAGAAACAGGACUUGCUAUUAUACCAGGGUAUUUGAUGUCUCAAUUGAAAAUUUGCCCCAUUCGUUUUAUUUAUUUUUUGGAUUUCAAUUUACCUCAAUGUUGUUCAAGAUGGAUUUGUCUCCCCAGUCUCUUUGGCAACUUUUGACAGGCUGUUCAUCAUUUUAUAUGUCGUGUGCUUUACCAAUGCUGAUGAAGCUGCUAGAUUUUGAAUCUGAUUUCAAGCUUGAAUAGAUAUUCGGCAGAUAAUCAUCUUGCAGAGCAUUAUCUGAUUAUGAAGUCCUACACCUUUUCAGGGCAGGUGGGACCCAACGGCUGCCUAGAUUAGUAGGAAAAUCAGUUGCAAAAGAACUUAUAUUUACUGGUCGGAAGAUUGGUGGUAGAGAUGCAUUAUCAAUGGGCCUUGUCAACCACUGUGUUCCUGCUGGUGAAGCUCGUUUGAAGGCACUCGAAAUUGCUCGGGAUAUAAAUCAGAAGGGUCCAUUGGCGAUAAAGAUGGCAAAGCAAGCUAUUGAUGAGGGGCUUGAGAUAGAUAUGGCAUCAGCUUUGUCAUUGGAAGAAGAUUGUUAUGAACAGCUCUUGAACACAAAAGAUCGAUUGGAAGGGUUAGCUGCAUUUGCAGAGAAGCGAAAACCUCGAUAUAUAGGUGAAUGAAGAAACCAAAAAUGCUACAAACGAAAUUUUUGUGCCUCACGUAUCACUCAGAAGUAUGUAUGGAGUACCAAUUUUCUAUUUGAAAGUUCAAGAGAGAAUGUCAAAAGUAUUCCCCCUCCUUCUUUAGCUGGUUCCUUCGGAUUCUACAUUGUUUGAAUUAGAUUAUUCCGACAAUAAUUUCUAUGAUUGGACAGUUCACUCCGAUUAUCUACCAUGAAACUAUAGCAGUUGUGGCGUUUUUAAGUUUACAUACAAUGUUUAUAUCAGUAGGCAUACUGAGUUUAUAGUGUUGCUGCAGUAAUUGC
This is a messenger RNA of Ilex paraguariensis (yerba mate), 1583 nucleotides long. NCBI's taxonomy places the organism in Eukaryota, Viridiplantae, Streptophyta, Magnoliopsida, Aquifoliales, Aquifoliaceae. The record is from the annotation of a GenBank genome assembly.